AUGUCAAGUCCAAAUUCAUCAUCAUUUAUACAUCCUUAUCAAUCUUCACAUGCAUUUAAGAAACUACCGAAACCUCCACCACCACCUCCACCAGAUCAAGCACCAACUCCACCAAUUCAUAAACAACAACCUAUAACUAUAAUGCACUCAUCAGACAAUAACUCAUCAUCGACUAGAUCAACUUCACCAAUAUAUAUACAUUCAUCGCAUAAACAUCUAGACCCUUCAAAUCAAAAUGACAAUCAUCACCACCACCAACACCACAAUAAUCAUCAUAUGGGAAUACGAUUAUCAGUUUCACCAGCUUCAGUUAAAUCUUCACCACAAACAGGCCAUCAAUUAUUAAAAUCAACAUCUAUGCGAGAAUCAACCUCCAAUAAUUCAAACUUAAGUAUAGAGGAUAUAAAAUGUUAUUAUAUAAAAUUAAUAAAUUAUGAAUUUAGAAAUUUACAAUUAGAUAUAGAUUUACAAUCAAAAUCAUUAUUUGAUUUAAUUGAUUAUUGUGAAUUAUUAUAUGAAAAUUCAAAUAAUGAUGGUAUAGAAAAUAAUUUAAAUAAUUUAAAAUCAUAUAUAAAAGGAUUUUUAAUUUUUAAUUAUUUUAUAAAUGGAUUUAUAAUGUUUCAUUUUGAAGGAUUUGAUUCAUUUAUUGAAUCAAAUGAACAAGAUUUUAUUAUAUAUUUAAAUAUUUUUGCAUUUUAUAAUACUGAUCAAAUUUUUAAUAAUGGUAAUUAUACAAUAAAUUCAAUUGAUAUAAGAACAUAUAUAAAAAAUUAUUUAUUUGAUAAAAAUUUAUUAAGUUUUGAUAUUGAUGAAUUAUAUGAUUGGUUGAAUCAAUAUAUAAAUUACUUAAAAGAAAAAGAUAUGUCUUAUGAUAACCAAGAUAAUGAAGAUGAUAGUGAUAAUGAAUUUAGUUUUGAAAACUAUAAUAAAUCAGAAAAUAGUGAUGAAUUGGAUGAAAUGUCAAACUUAAAAAUUGACUACACUUCAAAUUCACAAAGAAGUAAACCUCCACAUUCAAGAAAUUCAUCAAUUGGAUCAAUUGAUGGGUUUAAAAAUAGAUAUCCUUCAUUAAAUGUACCGAGAGAUUUUUCAAAAGAAAAUAAUCACAGUAUCUUGUCAUCAUCAACUUCAACAGAGCUUAAAAGGAAAGCACCACCACCAAUACCUACGUCUUUACCACCUUCACUUACAAAUAAAUCAUCCGCAUCACCAAAAAACAAUACUCAUAGUUUAUCUCCACCAAAAAAUCAUAUACCAAAACUUAGUCCGACCCCUUAUCCAGAAAAGGACAUUGUAAUAACCACAAAAUUAAAUUCGGACGGUCUUUAUUUUACAACUCCAUCUACAAAUGGUAAUCACAACAAUAAUGACCAUCAAACUUCAACUUAUAGAAGACAAACAGAACCGAUUGUUGAAUCAAACGUUUCACAUCCUCAUGAUUUGAAUGGACAUUCAUCAGAAAAUCAUUAUAAUCCAUAUCAUCAUCAACCUUUACCUCAUCCUCAUACUUAUCAAUAUAGUCCCGCACCCAAUUUUCCUCCACCACAACAACCUAAUCAUUACUAUCAAAAUAACGGUCAACCAUUCAUGUAUCCCUCACAAUAUUCACAACAUCCUCACAAUCAUCAUCUCAGUCCACAAACUUACCCUCAAUAUCAAAAUCAAAAUAAUCAUCAUCCAAUAAUUCCAAAUCAUGUAAUGAUACAACAAGAACAAAUUAAAUCCCAAAAAUUUAAUAUGUUAAAAGAUUUAUCAGUAUGUGGGUUAAGAAAUUUUGGAUCAUCAUGUUAUAUAAAUUCAACAAUACAAUUAUUAUUUGGUAUAUAUCAAUUUAAAUUAAUUUUUAAUAAGAAUUAUCAAAGAUUUGUUAAAAAUCCAAAAUUUAUUAAAAUAAUGCAAAAUUCAAAUUCUCAUAAAAAGGAUUCCAUUUUGUUAAGUGAAGCAAUUAAUGGAUUAUUAAAAACAAUGCAACAAAAUGGUGGUGUACCUAUAUCACCAACAAAAUUUAUAAGAGUUACUUCACUACUUAAACCUGAUUUUAAUAUACCUCAUGAACAACAAGAUUCUCAAGAAUUUUUAUUAUUUAUAUUAGAAAGAUUACAUGAAGAAUUAAAUGAUAAUCAUCAAAUGGAAUUUAAUCCUGAAUAUUUAAUUUCAAAAUGGGCAAUAUUAAUUGAUAUAGAAAAUGAAAAAAGUUAUAAAAAUUGGUUAAAAUCAUUAUAUGAAAAUGAAGGAUCGUCACCAAUACUGGAUUUAAUUCAAGGUCAUUUACAAAAUAAAUUAAAAUGUAAUAAAUGUCAUUAUGAAAGUAUCUCAUAUUCCCCCUUUUCAAUAUUAAGUUUACCUAUCCCCAAACAACAAUUUCCUAAUGAAAUUAUUGAUUUAAGUUCUUGUUUAAGUUAUUAUAUUCAAGAUGAAAUAUUAUCUGGUGAUAAUGCAUGGAGAUGUCCUAAAUGUCAUGGAGAAGUACCAAGUAUUGAUAAUCAUCCAGUAUUUGAAAAGAAAAAAGGGUUAUUUAAAUUGAAUAAAUCAAAAAACAAUCAAAAAAAUUCUUCAUCAUCAUCAGCACCAGCCAACAACCCAUCAAUAACAUCAACAAAAUCAAUAUCAUUUGUAAAAUUACCACAAAUUUUAUUUAUUCAUUUAUCAAGAUUUUCAAUGUAUAAUUUAACAGAUAAAUUAAAUACUGCAAUAAGAUACCCAUUAAAAUUAAUUUUCAAUAAUUUUAAAUUUAAACAUGAAAUAAAAUAUAAACUUUGUGGUAUUAUAAAUCAUUUUGGUAAUUUAAAAUCUGGUCAUUAUACAAGUAUAAUAAAUAAAUCAAAUUUAAAUGAAGAUCAAAAAAAUUUACUGAAUUUAAUUCAUCCUUUUUGGUGUUUAUUUGAUGAUGAAAAUGUUAAACCUAAUAUUAAUAAUGGUUCUUUACGUGAUGAUAAUUCCGAUGGUGGACAUUAUGAAGAAAUGAUAUCUAAAGACGUAUAUGUUUUAUGUUAUGAAAGAAUUGAUUAG
Lodderomyces pseudojiufengensis is the source of this 3009-nucleotide messenger RNA. Its product is annotated as ubiquitin-specific protease. The record is from RefSeq and is a predicted model, not a curated record. The transcript has a single exon. Gene Ontology annotation, biological process: protein deubiquitination. Lineage: Eukaryota; Fungi; Ascomycota; Pichiomycetes; Serinales; Debaryomycetaceae. Bases 1 to 3009 code for a protein of 1002 amino acids. Gene Ontology annotation, molecular function: cysteine-type endopeptidase activity; cysteine-type deubiquitinase activity. Gene Ontology annotation, cellular component: nucleus; cytosol.